AUGGACCCCGUUGCAACACCUCCCAGGAUAUCCAGAGUCGACUCGCGCUACCGUCACCGCGCGCAAAACGUCCCGCCCCAGAGCGAACCUGUGCCGCAGUCUGAAGAGAAAGAGGAGGAAUCAAGCCAGGAGGACUUUAUCCCUGAACUGAGAGCCCGAGACAGCAUGAGCAGAGGCCAUCGCUUCUUUCACCGUCGUGCUGCGCUAGGCAACACGAAGGUAGUCACUGUCGCCGUCGAAGUAGUCGGGACCGUCGAUACCAGCGGAAGUUUCAUCGCCCAAGAGACUAUGGCGCCCGUCACACCUCAGUCCCCAGAUGCACCUGCACUACCGACUGCUGCAGCAGUCGCAGCGCCUUCACCCGCACCAGCGCCCUCGGUAGCUCCCGCGGCGCAGCAACCACUGCCCUCCGCUCCCUCACCCGGUGUUCCAGCAGUACCAGCGGUACCUACAGUUGCGGCUCCUGUGCUUCCAUCCGUCCCAGCAGUCCCACCUUUUCCAAACGCUCCGACUCGCUCGACAUCUUCAUCGGCAUCGCAAUUCACAUCCUCGUCCGACGCAGCGUCAUCUUCUCAAACUUCAGCAGAAUCUGCUUUCACGAGCGGUGCCGUCAUCUCCUCGGAUGCUGCGUCAACAACAGCAUACUAUGGUGGUGCCGGUGGGGACGCGUCUGGAACGGCGGCUGCCCCUGCUGCCACCACAGCAGGCAUCUCAGAUGCUGAUGCCGACACCGCUCCUUCUCCACUUGAAACCCCACAGGUCGUCGGAAGUGUAGUGGGCAGUCUGGCAGGCGCUGCGCUCAUUCUCGCUAUAAUACUGCUGCUGCUUAGACGUCACAAGCGGAAGCAGGGCGGUGCUUUACAACUCACUGGCGACGAUCACACCGAUAACAACCAGUCGAUGAGGCAAGCACCCACCACAGCUACUACUUUGGCUCCUAUCGCCUUCCUGAACCGUUUCUCUGGUUUGUCAGGCAAGACUGCGGAAACCAAUCUCAGUGGUGGUGAACGCAGCUUUCAACGGGUGUCAGGGCGCAAGCUUCCUUCCGCCUUCAGCGAGGGCAUGACAUCAGAUCAGUUCUCUCGUGGCGGCACAAUGUCUGGAUCUUCUUUCUACCAAGAUGAACACGGCACAUAUGGCGGUCCCGGCAUGUCAAAAGAGUUUGGCAAGGAGAUCGGUGACAGCCCAGCGAACCGAGAGUCAGGACCCAUGAACAUUCGACCCAGCCCAGCCAGGACACCAGUCAUACGGCAUCCUGAUGAAGGCAAUCCCUUCUCGGACCGCCACUAUCUCAGUCCGCCACAAUCUCCAAAUCCCGAUGCCCCACCAAGAGGCACUCUUGGUAGAAGUCUGCCUUCGGCGGAUGGAUCCAGGUCAUCUCGGUUUACAGAGAACGUUUGA
Alternaria viburni is the source of this 1401-nucleotide messenger RNA. RefSeq lists its product as uncharacterized. Bases 1 to 1401 code for a protein of 466 amino acids. Lineage: Eukaryota; Fungi; Ascomycota; Dothideomycetes; Pleosporales; Pleosporaceae. The transcript is spliced from 2 exons. The record is from RefSeq and is a predicted model, not a curated record.